ACCCCCAGGCCCCUAAACUUUUUGCCCUUUAAAUAUUUUCAUCAGCAUCACAACCUCUUUUAGUACUGGACAGAGAGAGAACCAAAGGGACUAAACCCCAAAAACCCCCCAUCUCUCUCUCCCUCUCUCUCUCUCUGCAAUAUCUAGAGUCAUCUGCUGCUGAGGCAACUUCCCAUUGAUAUCAGAAACAGAACCCAUAUUCUCUCUCACUCUUUCAUGCACACAACUCUUGGUCUCUCUCUCAAUUAAGUCAUGGAAGAAACAGAAGAGGCCAAUACAACCAAGAAAUGCACUCCCAAAACAAGGAGUUUCAGGGGGAGGAACAGCCCUCCCAACCAUCACCACCACCACCAUCACUACCAGCAGCAGCAGCAGCAGCAGCUGUUGUUGCAGCAGUCAAAUAGGAUUGGGUAUUGUUUUAAUCAAAACCAAUACCAAACUUACCCAGCUCUCCUCCCUCUGCCUCCUAUCAUGCCUCUGCAACUCACUGUAACUCCCCCUCUUCCUCAAAACCAAACUUUCAGAUCAAAAACCCAUUUGCAGAAACAUCCAUGGAAGCAGAAUAACCCUCCUCUGGCUACCUCGUCAGACCCUGAACCCCAAAAUUCUGCAGUCUCACCAGCUCCAGAGGGGCUUGGACGACAACCCGGCAUACCCUUUAGAGGGAAAGAUGGAAGGAGGGUUAUGGGUUCCACACCACAAUCUCUAGUGGUGGUAAGGAGACCAGAUUCGGGUGGUGUCGAAGGGGCUGUUAUCUCUCUCCUUGCCAAUCAUUUCCUAGUCCAAUUCGAUCCCUCGCAUCGAAUUUUCCACUAUGAUGUUGAAAUAUCUCCUAAUCCUUCCAAGGAAGUCGCUAGAUUGAUCAAGCAAAAACUAGUAGAGGACAACUCAGUUGUGCUCUCCGGUGCUCUUCCAGUCUAUGAUGGGCGAAAGAAUCUUUAUAGCCCUAUGGAAUUCCAAAGUGAUAGGCUUGAAUUCUUCAUUUGCCUCCCAAUCCCCUCAAGCAAGUCAUUGUUGCCAUCCAGAGAAAGUGUUGAUUCUCAAGAAAUGCAUCCUCAACUAAAGCUCUUCCGCAUAAACAUCAAACUUGUGUCAAAGUUCGAUGGAAGGGGAUUGAGUAGCUACUUGAGCAAGGAGGAAGAUGAUUGGGUACCACUUCCUCAGGACUAUCUCCAUGCCUUGGAUGUCGUCUUGCGCGAGAGCCCAUUGGAGAAAUGCAUACCUGUGGGACGAUCACUAUACUCAAGUUCAAUGGGAGGGGCUAAAGAUAUUGGAGGAGGAGCUAUUGGAUUGAGAGGGUUCUUUCAAAGCCUUAGGCCAACGCAACAAGGACUUGCUCUCAAUGUUGAUUUCUCCGUGACUGCUUUCCAUGAAAGUAUUGGAGUGAUUGCCUACUUGCAAAAGCGUCUGGAGUUUCUGUGCGAUCUUUCUCAGAGGAAGACAAGAGGUUUGGCAGGAGAGGAAAGGAAGGAAGUGGAAAAGGCUUUGAAGAACAUCAGAGUCUUUGUUUGCCAUAGAGAAACAGUUCAGAGGUAUCGGGUUUAUAGCUUAACUGAGGAAGCUACAGAGAAUCUCUGGUUUCCAGACCGGGAUGGAAGGACUUUGAGACUGGUGAACUACUUCAAGGAUCACUAUAAUUAUGAUAUACAAUUCAGGAAUUUGCCAUGUUUGCAGAUUAGUAGGAGCAAGCCAUGUUAUCUUCCUAUGGAGCUUUGUAUGAUUUGCGAAGGCCAGAAGUUUCUUGGUAAGCUCUCGGAUGAUCAGACUGCAAAGAUACUAAAGAUGGGUUGCCAAAGACCGAGACAAAGAAAAGCAAUAAUCGAUGAAGUCAUGGCAGGGCCAGUUGGUCCAACAAGUGGCAUUCAGGGUAGGGAAUUCAAACUCCAUGUUUCAAGAGAAAUGACGCGAUUGAAUGGAAGAAUACUUCAACCUCCCAAGCUAAAGCUUGGCGAUGGUGGUUUCAUAAGAGAUCUAAUUCCUUCCCGCUAUGAUCGCCAGUGGAACCUUCUGGACAGCCAUGUCUUUGAAGGCACUAGAAUUGAUAGGUGGGCAUUAAUAAGUUUUGGAGGCAGCGCUGACCAAAAAUCCGCCAUUCCAAAGUUCAUAAACCAGCUAUCUCAAAGGUGUGAGCAAUUGGGCAUCUUUCUCAACAAGAAUACAGUUGUUGGCCCCCAAUUUGAAUCAAUUCAAGUGCUUAACAAUGUAUCGCUUUUGGAAUCCAAGCUGAAGAAAAUCUAUCGAGCAGCAUCCAAUAAUCUCCAACUGCUAAUUUGUGUCAUGGAGAGAAGACACAAAGGAUAUGCAGAUUUUAAGCGAAUUGCAGAGACAAGCGUUGGAGUUUUAAGUCAGUGCUGUCUGUACCCAAAUCUUGGGAAGUUGAGCUCUCAAUUUCUUGCAAAUUUGGCUAUCAAGAUCAACGCCAAGAUUGGCGGAUGCACAGUUGCUUUGUACAAUUCACUACCUUCUCAAAUCCCACGACUCUUCCAGGCUGAUGAUCCAGUGAUCUUUAUGGGAGCUGAUGUGACCCAUCCUCACCCGCUAGAUGAUUUCAGCCCAUCUGUUGCUGCUGUGGUGGGUAGUGUCAAUUGGCCUGCAGCAAACAAGUAUGUUUCGCGAAUGAGGUCCCAAACACAUCGGCAAGAGAUCAUUGAGGACCUCACUGCAAUGGUUGGGGAAAUUCUUGAUGAUUUUUAUCAGGAACAAACCAAACUCCCCAAAAGAAUAAUAUUUUUCAGAGAUGGCGUUAGCGAAACCCAAUUCUAUAAAGUGCUUCGGGAGGAGUUGCAAGCCAUUCAGGCGGCUUGUUCAAGAUUUCCAAGCUAUAAGCCUCCCAUUACAUUUGCAGUGGUUCAGAAAAGGCACCACACUAGGCUGUUUCCAAAUGAAACUCAAACUCACCAACAAUCUUCAACUAGAGACCAGUUCUUGGAUGAAAACAUUCCUCCGGGGACAGUUGUGGACACGGUGAUCACUCACCCGAGGGAAUUUGACUUCUAUCUAUGCAGCCAUUGGGGUGUGAAGGGAACGAGCCGGCCAACACAUUAUCAUGUUUUGUGGGAUGAAAACCAAUUCACUUCUGAUGAGCUACAAAAGCUGGUUUACAAUCUUUGCUACACAUUCGUGAGGUGCACAAAGCCUGUUUCUUUGGUUCCACCAGCUUACUAUGCUCACCUUGCUGCAUACAGAGGCAGACUCUACCUCGAGCGCUCUGAUUCAUCCUCAAUCUCGCCUUUUUCAAGAAAUGCUGCUUCCACAAUCUCCCGUGCUGCGCCUCCCAAGGCAACUCCUCUGCCAAAACUCAGUGAGAAUGUUAAGAAGCUCAUGUUUUACUGUUAAUUUUUUUUCUUCUUGCGUUUGAAAUGUGUAUAUUCUUGAAAACAUUGGCCUAUACACUUGAAAUUCAACACAGAUGUAGUAGUCCAGGUACCUAACUAUAUGAUCCCAUUUGCCAAAGGUAGGUUGUAGUUCCUUACUUGGCUAAUUCAAGACAGAAUUCCUCAUUGACUUGGCA
Camellia sinensis is the source of this 3511-nucleotide messenger RNA. It is a transcript of the gene AGO7, whose product is annotated as Argonaute family protein. The record is from RefSeq and is a predicted model, not a curated record. Gene Ontology annotation, molecular function: RNA binding; protein binding. NCBI's taxonomy places the organism in Eukaryota, Viridiplantae, Streptophyta, Magnoliopsida, Ericales, Theaceae.